Messenger RNA from Didymella exigua CBS 183.55, 2040 nucleotides. Its product is annotated as Glycosylphosphatidylinositol:protein transamidase, GAA1 component. NCBI's taxonomy places the organism in Eukaryota, Fungi, Ascomycota, Dothideomycetes, Pleosporales, Didymellaceae. The coding region runs from base 58 to 1980 and encodes 640 amino acids. The transcript has 3 exons. Gene Ontology annotation, cellular component: GPI-anchor transamidase complex; membrane. Gene Ontology annotation, biological process: attachment of GPI anchor to protein. The record is from RefSeq and is a predicted model, not a curated record.
CUGCGCGGUCUCGCGGGGCAUUAUUGAGCGGCGGGCAACACGGGCAACACGGGCAACAUGGCUCUGAUCUCCUCGAUACUGGCGCUGCGGCGGGAUGCGCGCAUCCUCAAAAUCCCCCCCUACCUCUCCGCCCUGUGCAUUGUCGUCGGCAUCGCGUGGCUGCUUGUCCUGCCGCUGAACGACUACUCGCGCAACACUUACGUCUCCGAGAACGCGCUGCUGCCCGGACAGGUGCACACGUACUUCGCCGGCAGCGAGCACAAUGUCUUCCGCGCCUAUCGCCAAGAAGUCUGGGCGCUGAAUGAGCAGCCGGUCGAGGAGCGCUCCCAACGGCUGGGCGACAUCUUCCGCUCCAACAACCUCAAGGUCGCGAGCCAGAAGUACGCCUACCACGUCUCGAACCGCACCAUCGCCAACGAGAACGUGUAUGCCAUCCUCCAGGCGCCUCGCGGCGAUGCCACGGAAGCCCUUGUGCUGAUUGGCGCAUGGAAGAACAUGGCAAACGACACCAACACUUCUGGUGUCGCACUCGUCCUGACGCUGGCUCGCUACUUCAAGCGCUGGAGUCUGUGGAGCAAGGACAUCAUCUUCCUGGUGUCGGGGGACAGCACCACGGGGCCUCAAGCCUGGGUGGAUGCCUACCACGACGGCCACGACGAGCGCCAUGUCGAGAGCCUGAAGAUCAAGAGCGGAGCCUUGCAGGGCGCCGUUGCAGUCGACUACCCUGCUGGUCCUUGGGGCCACCGCUACGAUAAACUGCACGUCCUGUACGACGGCAUAAACGGCCAGCUGCCGAACCUCGACCUGUUCAACACCGCUGUCCAGAUUGCCUCGAGCCAGAUGGGCGUUGGCUGCGCCAUCCAGCGCAUGUUUGACCACCGGGACUCGUACAGAGAGCGCCUCCAGACGAUGCUGCGAGGCAUGGUGUCGCAGGGCCUAGGCCACGCAACCGGCCCUCACUCGUCUUUCAUCCCCUAUCACGUCGACGCCAUCACCCUCAGCACCGUCGGCGACGGCUGGCACGACGAGAUGUCGCUGGGCAAGACGAUCGAAUCGCUCUUCCGCAGCCUCAACAACCUCCUCGAGCACCUCCACCAGAGUUUCUUCUUCUACCUCCUCAUCCAAGCAAACCGCUUCAUCAGCAUCGGCACCUACCUUCCCUCCGCCAUGCUGAUCGCCGUCAGCUUCAGCAUAACCUCGAUCGCGCUCUGGGUCGCCAGCGGCCGCUCCGACGAGCCCAUCCCAAAUCCCGCUGCCACAACACCUCCCAAGGACGAGCCCGCCACCAAGGACGAGACCGCUGGGAAAAACGACACCGCCGCACCAUCCUCGCCGUCCAAGCAACCCGAAAUGGAGCUUGUCGAGCAGGACGGCGCCAAAGCCCUCGUCCCCGUCGCCUCGACAGCGAUAACAGAGCGUCACCUGCUCUUCCCGCUUCUCAGCGUGCUCACAAUGCACUUCCUCGGCCUGCUGCCGCUGUACUUCUUCAACACGUGGUCGUACGACACGCUCUCGGCGCUCUACCUCACAACCGCCAACGCAACGACCCUCUUCCCGCUCGUCGUCGCCUGGUUCCUCGCCGAGCUGCGCCCGCUGUCCCGCCAGGAAAACACACUCAUCCAGUGCUUCAGCCUGCUGCUGCUGGGCAUGAUCCUCGCUGCUCUCGCCACCCUCAACUUCAGCCAGUCCUUCCUGAUCGGCGUGCUCGCCGCGCCGCUGUCGUUUGUCCGCAAGACGAGCCGCACCUGGCUCACCGUCGUGCAGCUGCUGCUGCUCGCCCUCAUCAACCCGGUCAUGGUAGCGCAGUGGAGCGCGAGGCUGCUCGGUGCCGAUCUGAAUCAGGCCUUGGUCAUGGCCGCGCAGGGCUGGUUUGUCAGCGGGCUGUGGACCCAGGUCACCGUCUGGUUGGUUUGGUUCCCGGCCUGGGUCUGUGCGACGGUUGUUGUUGCCGGGGGCGCCGUCGAGGGCGGGCUCCUCUAGUCCAUCGAGUUGGUAGGCUUUGUAGAAGAAAUUAUAACGUGUAUCACUGGAAGUCGUUGC